Scedosporium apiospermum is the source of this 1530-nucleotide messenger RNA. RefSeq lists its product as uncharacterized. The transcript has 3 exons. Gene Ontology annotation, biological process: cell division. The record is from RefSeq and is a predicted model, not a curated record. Bases 1 to 1530 code for a protein of 509 amino acids. Lineage: Eukaryota; Fungi; Ascomycota; Sordariomycetes; Microascales; Microascaceae. Gene Ontology annotation, cellular component: plasma membrane.
AUGUCUGGAGCGCAACAUGAUCCAAAGCUCCUCUACGCUAUCGAGGGCGUCCAGGCCUACCACAUCGCCAAUGGCAAGGAGGAAUCCUUGACCGCGUCGGGUCCCCAAACUCUCUCUCUUCUCAUGGUGCCGACAUCCUCCCCAUUUGCAGACGCAACUCAAGUCGGCGCCGUCGAAAAUGAUUUCUAUCUCCACCUUCAUCUCCCGCCCGAGCUGGAUCUCCCCCUCCCAGCAACCACUCAAAUCUAUCAUCAGCCGCCCUCCAGUUACCUGAUUCCUCGUUGGGAUCUAGGCCCGGAUAGUGGCGCCUUUACUCGCAUCCAAUUCCCACGUGCCGGUAGCAGAAGCGGUCUUCAGGAGGAUGUAGACACUUUCGAGACCAUCCUCGCUCAAUGCACGGCCUUUCUCGAGCGCGCCCCGCCUCCUAAGCCCGCCAAGGGAGCGACAGCUAGCUCGGAGAAGGCCAGGGAAGCCGCCGCUGAAGAGCUGCCUCCGUACAAUCCCGCAGAUUAUGCCCCCGGAGAGGCGUACGCUCAGGGAAGUCGUAGCUCCCAUGCGGGCGGAAGAAUCGUCCUCAUUGAUGAAGAGGAUGGAAGCGUAAUCGGCGAACUGGGCGAAGCCUAUCAAAUCGUUGAAGAUGGCGCUGUGAAGCCGGGAUCGAAAGACCCGGUGGAGCUCACCCUGCCGGCUGAUGGCGGUCAGGUAAUUUCCGUCCAAGCCGCGUCACCUGAGUAUGUUGAGAUGGAAAUGCACCCCUCAUAUAAAAAAUCAUCUUUGGUGUCCUCGGCAUCCAAGGCAUCCCGGCUUAUCGUGACCACCUCCGAUAUGGUCACCAAAGCCCUACAGACCCAAGCAGAUUCCUUUGCGAAGAAUACGAAGCCCGUCGCCCAGCCCGUCACUUUUACACCCGCCGCCCAUGAACAUAUUCGCAGGAUCAACCACAUUUCAUCCAAAGCCGCUCAUCUGUCAGCAACAACGGUAGGCCGCAUUGGCAAGAUCGCACAGAACGUUGGGGCCAGCUUAACGAAAAAAAAGGAUGGCGGCGCUCGGGGUUACGACGCCAACGGCAACCCGAUUGACUCAUACAAGCCCGGCGUUCUGAACAAGAGCUUGAUGGCAUUCAACACUGUCGUGGAUGGCAUUGAACAGGCAGGCCGGAACCUUUUGACUGGAACGUCUUCAAGCGUCACUACCGUCGUUAGCCAUCGCUGGGGUCCCGAGGCAGGGGAGGUGUCGAGGAAUCUUACUGAUGGUUUCAAGAACGUCGGUCUGGUCUACAUCGACGUCACGGGCGUCUCGAGAAGAGCCGUCCUUAAGAGCGUGGCCAAGGGCAUGGUUGUAGGAAAAGUAGCUAAUGGUGGUGGAGAUUUAGUUGUUGGAGGCGGUGAUGGUGGAGCAGUUAUCCUCCCACCCGACGCCAAGAAUGCCCAAGACGGGACGGCUACUAAUGCCCCGGACACGGCCGGUGGUGCUGCUGAGUCCUACUACGAGGGCAAUGGGAAGCAGCCUCUGGGGACAAAGUACGCUUGA